Messenger RNA from Hermetia illucens (black soldier fly), 1356 nucleotides. Its product is annotated as glyoxylate reductase/hydroxypyruvate reductase-like. The record is from RefSeq and is a predicted model, not a curated record. Gene Ontology annotation, cellular component: cytosol. Lineage: Eukaryota; Metazoa; Arthropoda; Insecta; Diptera; Stratiomyidae. Bases 67 to 1086 code for a protein of 339 amino acids. The transcript is spliced from 4 exons. Gene Ontology annotation, molecular function: hydroxypyruvate reductase [NAD(P)H] activity; glyoxylate reductase (NADPH) activity; NAD binding.
UUUGAGAAUUAAUAGUGAACAGUUUGAACUCACUCGACAGAGAACUUCAAUUUUUAGCCCAGAAAAAUGUCCUCGGAAGUUCCCAAGUUCAAAGUUAUGGUCACAAACCAUAAAGUGCAUCCAGAAGCCUUGGAUAUCCUUAGGGAAGACUGUGAAUUGAUAUUCUGUGAUAAAUUCCCUUCGGAUCGUCAAGAGAUUUUGGAGAAAUGUCGGGGGGUAGAUGGUAUGUUUUGGACUACUCCGCAUCUUCUUGACAGCGAAGUCCUGGAUGCUGCAGGACCCCAGCUAAAAUGUGCGGCAACUAUAUCUGCGGGACUGGAUACCAUCGACGCAAAUGAGAUGAAGCGACGUGGCAUUGAACUUGGCUAUGCCCCCUACAUUUCAAAUACUGCUGUUGCUGAGCAUGCUAUCGGGUUGAUGAUAGCAGCUGGCAAACGGUUUCAUCAAGGUCGGUUGAAAAUAAAAAGCUCCGAAUGGAAGAACUGGCACAUUAGAUGGAUGCUGGGACAAGAAAUCAGAAAUUCAACAGUUGGCCUGGUUGGUUUUGGAGGAAUUGGUCAAGUCAUAGCCGAACUACUUCAAGGAUUCGGAGUGAAGCAAAUUCUGUACACAUGUCGACAUAAGAAUCCUCGAGGAGACGAACUUAAUGCCAAAUAUGUUCAGUUCGAUCAGUUAUUAUGUGAAAGCGACUUCAUAGUGGUUGCAUGCCCACUGACUAGUGACACAGAGAAUAUGUUCAGCGACGCUGAAUUUCAGAAGAUGAAACCUAAUUGUGUUCUCGUUAAUAUAUCACGAGGACCAAUCAUUGACCACGAUGCGCUCUAUAAUGCACUGAAAUUGGGACAAAUAUUCGCCGCAGGAUUGGAUGUGACUGUACCUGAACCUUUGCCUGCUAAUCAUCCUCUUUUGAAUCUACCGAACUGCGUUAUAACACCUCACCUCGCCGCUUCCACAUAUCCCACACGGGAAACAGUGGCUAAAGUCACGGCGCACAAUAUUAUGCGUUCAUUGCGCGGGAUGGAAAUGUUAUCGCCAGCCUUUACACUCCCCCAAAAAGAACGUAUCACAAACAGCGGCACUGAGUAAAAUCUUUUUUUUCUAAAAACCUACGCAUAUUUGUAAAUGUUUAUAUUUAAACUGAUUCCCAUAUACAUACAUAUAUCUAUGUACUUUCACAAACAGGAAAGAGGAAAUAAAUAACAAAAAUACAAUUCUUCUUACCGAUAACAAGUUAAAGCCUAUAAUUAACAAUUAAAAUAUAAAAGAAAAGUAUCUUUCCUCCCACUAUUUGGCUCCUAUUUUAUGACUGAUUAUAUUCCGCAAAACGAAAAAAAAACCCACAAAAUUAACAACAAA